This is a messenger RNA of Pangasianodon hypophthalmus (striped catfish), 3807 nucleotides long. RefSeq names its product natriuretic peptide receptor 2 (gene npr2). Gene Ontology annotation, molecular function: guanylate cyclase activity; natriuretic peptide receptor activity; protein kinase activity. Gene Ontology annotation, cellular component: membrane. The transcript has 23 exons. Gene Ontology annotation, biological process: cGMP biosynthetic process; receptor guanylyl cyclase signaling pathway; intracellular signal transduction. The record is from RefSeq and is a predicted model, not a curated record. Bases 158 to 3319 code for a protein of 1053 amino acids. NCBI's taxonomy places the organism in Eukaryota, Metazoa, Chordata, Actinopteri, Siluriformes, Pangasiidae.
CACUUGGAUGAAUAUCAUCACAGAGAACAGUCGAAGGAAGGAGCAAGCAGCCAGCAGCACGCGUCAAAACCACAAGCAACUUCACAAACCAACUUUUUAAAGGACCCCUUGUAUGGACCUUCAUCUCGGCUGUGUACAGGACUGAUUUUGAUUGCAUAUGAUUUUAGCCCGAAUGGGACAUAAAACGCAUCUCGUGCAUUGUUUCCUGGUCAUAUUUCUUUGCUGCGUCUUGACUUGGUGCAGAACGGAUGCAGGGAAUAACAUCACGGUGGCCGUGUUGCUCCCGGACAACAUUAAAUACCCGUGGGCAUCGCCGCGCGUGCUGCCUGCGAUACGCAUGGCGCGAGAGAACAUCCUGAAAAGCGGACUUCUCGGAGCGCGCGGGAUAAACCUGCUGAACUUCAGCGUGGAAGACUCCACGGGCUCGUGCUCCGAAAACAAAGCGCAGAUCAUCGCCGUGGACACGAAACUCUACCACAAACCGGACGCCUUCAUCGGCCCGGGCUGCGUGUACUCCGUGGCCUCGGUGGGCAGGUUCGCGUCCCACUGGAAGCUGCCGCUCAUCACCGCCGGAGGACUCGCCUUCGGCUUCGAUAACACAGACGAGUUCAGGACUAUCUUCCGCACCGGACCCACCACCACCAAGCUGGGAGACUUCGUCAACGCGCUGCACGCGCAGUUCAACUGGACGCGGCGUGCGGUGAUGAUCUUCCACGACUUAAAGCAGGACGAUCGGCCGCACUUCUUCCUCUCUGAAGGCAUUUUCCUCAACCUGCGAGACGAAAACAUCACCGUGGAAGCUUUUCCCUACGAGGAAGAACAUUCCAAUUAUAAAGACAUCGUCACUUCUGUCAAGGAGAACGGAAGAAUCGUGUACAUCUGCGGACCUCUUCAGACGUUCUUUAAAAUCAUGCACAGCUUUGAGGAGGAGGUGAAGAACCCAGAAGACUACGCCAUCUUCUACCUGGAUGCGUUUGGUGAGAGCCUGAGUGAUGAUAUGCACCGGCCGUGGCAGAGCUCAGAUGUUCAGUGGAAGGAUCCAGUCAAGCUCUUCCAGUCUGUAUUCGUUAUAACGUACCGGGAGCCAGACAACCCAGAGUACACAGCUUUCCGUACCGAACUCCACAAGAGAACAACGCAGGACUUUAACAUUCAGUUGGAACCGUCUUUGAUGGAUUUCAUUGCCGGGUGUUUCCAUGACGGAUUUAUGCUCUACGUGAAGGCCCUGAAUGAGGCUUUAGCAGACGGAGUGUCGCAGAACGAUGGUGUCGGUGUCAUUGCAAGGAUGCAGAACCGCAGGAUCUGGGGAGUGACAGGUCUCAUCAGUACAGAUAAAACCAACGCCAGGUUCACAGACUUCAGCCUCUGGGCCAUGACCAACCUGGAAACUGGACAGUAUGGUGUUGUUGGUCACUAUAAUGGAACCAAUAAGGAAAUUAUGUGGUCGGCUACAGAGAGGAUUCACUGGCCAAAGGGCUGCCCACCACUCGAUGAGCCUCGAUGUCUGGUCUCGUGUGAAGACCAAAUUCCUGUCCUAGGAAUUGUUGCUGUGGGCUCCGGUCUUGCCCUCAUCAUUUUUGGAAUGUCAAGCUUUCUCAUUUACAGGAAGUUGAAGUUGGAGAAGGAGCUGGCAGGAAUGCUGUGGAGGAUUCGAUGGGAGGAUCUGCAGUUUGAAAGCCCCAACAAAUACCACAGGCGCGCUGGCAGCCGCCUCACUCUUUCCCAGAGGGGUUCCAGCUACGGUUCCUUGAUCACAGCGCACGGAAAACAUCAGCUGUUUGCAAAAACAGGCUAUUUUAAGGGAAACCUGGUGGCAAUCAAGCACGUGAACAAGAGGAUCGAGUUGACAAGACAAGUGCUGUUUGAACUGAAGCAUGUAAGGCAAGAGAUGAGGGACGUCCAGUUCAACCAUCUCACCAGGUUUAUUGGUGCCUGUAUUGAUCCUCCAAACGUCUGCAUUGUGACUGAAUAUUGCCCCCGGGGUAGCCUACAGGACAUUUUGGAAAACGAGAGCAUCAAUCUGGACUGGAUGUUCCGGUUCUCACUGAUCAAUGACAUUGUCAAGGGAAUGAACUAUCUGCACAACAGCUACAUUGGUUCCCAUGGAAAUUUGAAAUCAUCGAACUGCGUGGUGGACAGUCGCUUUGUACUGAAAAUUACAGAUUAUGGUCUGGCAAGCUUUCGGGCGUCCAAUGAGAAUGAAGACUCGCAUGAACUUUAUGCAAGAAAACUAUGGACAGCUCCAGAGUUACUGAUAUAUGAUAGACCUCCACCACAGGGAACCCAGAAAGGAGAUGUGUACAGUUUUGGAAUCAUCCUGCAGGAGAUAGCCUUGAGAAAUGGGCCGUUCUAUGUGGAAGGCAUGGAUCUGAGCCCGAAAGAGAUAAUCCAGAAAGUGCGGAAUGGCCAGAAGCCCUACUUCCGUCCAACGACGGAUAACUCGCGUCACUGCGAGGAGCUGACCACCCUGAUGGAGAACUGCUGGGCAGAGGAUCCCACCGAGCGCCCAGACUUCAGCCACAUCAAGAUCUUCAUCACCAAACUCAACAAAGAAGGGAGCACCAGCAUCCUCAAUAACCUGCUGUCCCGAAUGGAGCAGUACGCCAACAACCUGGAGAACCUUGUGGAGGAGCGAACGCAGGCCUACUUGGAGGAGAAGAGGAGAGCCGAAAAUCUGCUUUACCAAAUCUUGCCACAUUCAGUAGCAGAGCAGCUGAAGAGAGGAGAGACAGUGCAGGCAGAGGCUUUUGACAGCGUCACCAUCUAUUUCAGUGACAUAGUGGGCUUCACUUCAAUGUCUGCUGAAAGCACACCGUUACAGGUUGUAACAUUGCUGAAUGACUUAUACACAUGUUUCGAUGCCAUCAUUGAUAAUUUUGAUGUUUAUAAGGUGGAGACCAUCGGUGAUGCCUAUAUGGUGGUGUCUGGUCUCCCUGUACGUAACGGCAAACUCCAUGCUCGUGAGAUCGCUGGAAUGUCAUUAGCUUUACUGGAGCAGGUCAAAAGCUUUAAAAUCAGACACAGACCGAAUGACCAGCUGUGGCUACGCAUCGGAAUCCACACGGGGCCUGUCUGUGCAGGUGUAGUAGGACUCAAAAUGCCCAGGUACUGUUUAUUUGGAGACACUGUCAACACGGCAUCAAGGAUGGAGUCCACCGGGGAAGCCCUGCGGAUACACGUGUCUUCCGCCACCAAAGAGGUGCUUGACGAGUUUGGCUACUUCGACCUCCAGCUACGAGGGGAUAUAGAAAUAAAGGGCAAAGGCAAAAUGAGAACGUAUUGGCUUCUAGGGGAGAAGACAGAUGUCUAUGUUAUCUGAGUGCUGCUGAUGGAGGGAAGCGCUGGGCCAAAACCUCUUCAGCACAAUCCUUGUUUUUUUCCCCCCUGGAUUUUGCUCUUGGUUUGAAAGGAUGCACAAACCAGCCCCAUCCUCACAUCGAACAUGUUACUCCUAAUACCUUAUGAGGAAUUAUAAUGUAGGUAUGUUUCAUACCUGCUCCAACUGCAAAAGAAACUGUAAAGGUGUUUUUUUUUAUGAUGAUGCAACUUCCAGUGUUGAUAGUUGAGGACUUUUUUUCCUCAAUGAUUUUACUUAUUUUUGUGCUUUCUAUAUCCAGAUUUGUACGUGAUUUGAAAAAUGAUGUGUAUCUAUAUACAGCACAUGAAAAGGGCAAAGGUACAAUGUACUGAACUUAUUGCUGGUGUCAGAAGUGAUAUUUUGCCCUGGUACUAUACAGGUUAAUAUUUGUAUAUAUGUAUAUCCAAGACAAUGUAAGAUAUUUUGUUCAAUAAACAAUCUGAAAAUUA